Molecule: messenger RNA, 544 nt
Organism: Amphimedon queenslandica
Lineage: Eukaryota; Metazoa; Porifera; Demospongiae; Haplosclerida; Niphatidae
Exons: 3
Source: RefSeq, a predicted model, not a curated record
UACUGCUGACUACCAUCUCCUCUCAGUUUGAUGGAGGAAAUUCGUUACACAUUGCAGCCGCUAGCCUCUCACUGGCAUCUGCUAAAACCCUGUUGAAGUACAAAGCUGAUGCUGGUUUUGCUGAUGCUACUGGUCUCUUACCUCACGAGGUCAUUCCACAAGUUUAUAUGUUCUACCAGGUAUACAAAAUGAUAAAAUCAUGUCAUCGUUAUCAUAAAAGAAAUAAUCCAGUGGCUAACAGAAAUCAAGAAGAAGACUAUCAGCCAUUAGUUGGUAAUGAUGAUGAUUGGAUUGCUGAUUGUAUUGAGAAUCCACAAGAAUAUGAUGAACAACAUGUUCCUUGUAGAAUGGAUGAUGUAUCUGAAGAGGAUCAAGAACCCAUUACUAUUGCUACAGCUGCUACUUAUGGCAGUAUUAAUGAAACUACUGUUUGAAAUUAAAAAAUAAUUUUUGGUUUUUUUUCUUAGUUAUUAAUUUUUGUGUAGGUUUUGAUUGCUUUCAUUUAUAUAAAAAGUUACCAUUGUAUAGUGUGUAUUGGCCAAAA